Molecule: messenger RNA, 6477 nt
Organism: Labrus bergylta (ballan wrasse)
Lineage: Eukaryota; Metazoa; Chordata; Actinopteri; Labriformes; Labridae
Gene: magi1b
Product: membrane associated guanylate kinase, WW and PDZ domain containing 1b
Biological process (GO): signal transduction
Cellular component (GO): cell-cell junction; cytoplasm
Molecular function (GO): protein binding
Source: RefSeq, a predicted model, not a curated record
CCAGCGCGGAGUAGGAGUGAGAUCCAGUUAAGUACACGAGCGCGUUGCACCUGGUAAAACAAGCAGAGGACGGUGGCUACAACCGAUAAAUCCGAUUAAAAGGCGAAAGAAAAGGAGAAGUUGCCAUCAGGAAAACAUUUUUAAAGUGAGUUUUGAGGAGCAGCUGAGAGGAUUUAAUAAGUGGGCACAAGACGUGAAUGGGACCGUGGCGGAUGUGAGAUGACAUCGAUGAAAGGGGAUUAAACUGCAGGGAUGUUAAGAAAAUAAUGAAGACAAUAUCCACCAAGUAAGGAGUGACUUCAGGGCCGACAGGAAUGGCUUGAUUUGUCACCGCGGGAGAGCGGUGGGACAAACACUGUCACACUCAUGUUCCUGUUGAAGAGGAAGAAAGUUUGCUGCGCCUCCCUCGGAUUCAAAUCUACUUUUUGAGCUGCUUUUACUGUUUUUCCUCAUCUCAGUGGCAGAGCACUGCCUGUUUUUUUUUUUGUUUGUUUGUUUUUUUUGGUGUCAGCUCAGAAACUGUCCACAAUGUCCAAACCAGUGGUGAAGAAGAACCACUGGACCUCCAGAAUAAACGAGUGCUCCGUUUCUAAGGAUGCCCGCGGUGACUUGAACGUGUCGCUGCGCGGCGGGGCUGAGAAUGGAGAGUUCGCCUACAUUGGACAAGUUAGCGGGGAUCUCGUGGUUUACAAAAGUGGACAAUUAAAUGAAGGGGAACUGCUGCUGGAAGUGGAGAAUCUAUCGAUUUCGGGAUUACCUUUGUACGACAUACAGACAGUCAUAAAGAACUGCAAAGGGGCCGUCAGGUUGAAAACUGUCAGACAAGGAAGCAAGCUCAACAAGGACCUAAAGCAUUAUCUGAGCCAGCGCUUCCAGAAAUCCUCGGCUGACCAUGAACUGCAGCAGACCAUCCGAGACAACCUCUACCGUCACGCCGUGCCUUGUACAACCCGUGCCCCCAGAGAAGGAGAAGUUACUGGGGUAGACUACAACUUCCUCUCGGUGGAGGACUUCCUGGAGUUGGAGAAAAGUGGGACCUUAUUAGAGAUUGGAACAUAUGAAGGUAACUAUUAUGGGACCCCCAAGCCACCGGUGCAGCCCCCCGGCGGGAAAGUGAUUAGUAAUAGUGGUAGCGGCGGUGAUGCCCCACUGCCAGACGGGCUCAGCAGUAGCCUGCCAGGCUCGCAGCCAUCCACUCCCCGUCGCUCCAAGUCCUACAAUGACAUGCACAAUGCUGGAAUAGGGCCUGGAGAGCCGCAGCAGGAGGACGACGAGGACCUCCCUGACAUGAACAGUAGCUUUACAGGAGACUCAAGUGAAUUAGACGAGAUUCAUUACUCGGUGCGCCCCUUCGCCCCCCACUACAGUGAACCUCCCUACACUGGGAUAACCCCCUCACCAACGGCCACCACGGAGAGCACACAGCAGACACACCCUCAUCUGAGCCAUCCUCCCCCCGAGGACCCACUGGGACCUCUGCCUGACAACUGGGAGAUGGCCUACACCGAGAACGGAGAGGUCUACUUUAUAGACCACAACACAAAAACAACUUCCUGGAUUGACCCUCGGUGCCUGGACAAGCCUCAGAAACCUCUGGAAGAAUGUGAAGAUGACGAAGGGGUACAUACAGAGGAGCUGGACAAUGACCCAGAACUUCCACCGGGAUGGGAGAAAAUAGACGAUCCAGUGUAUGGGGUCUACUACGUUGAUCAUAUCAACAGAAAGACCCAGUAUGAGAAUCCAGUGUUGGAGACUAAGAGGCGCAGGCAGCUGGAGCAGCAGCAGCCUCAGCCCCAGAGCCAGCAGCCACCUGAAGAAUGGAUUGAGGACUCAGCGUUGGCAGGGGCCCCACUGGCCAGUUAUGCUGCAAACCACCAAGAGACCUACAGGGACCCUCCGACAGGACCUCCAGUGCCCAACGCAAUGGGACAAAAACGAGGGAAGCCUUUCUUUACUCGAAACCGAUCCGAGCUGAACGGGACUUUCAUCAACACCAAGCUGAAAAAGAGUCGUCGGGGGUUCGGUUUCACCGUGGUGGGAGGGGACGAGCCGGACGAGUUCCUGCAGAUCAAGAGCCUGGUCCUGGAUGGACCUGCUGCCCUUGAUGGCAAAAUGGAGACUGGUGACGUGAUCGUGAGUGUCAAUGACACAUGUGUGCUAGGCUACACCCAUGCCCAAGUUGUGAAGAUCUUCCAGUCCAUCCCAAUUGGCUCCAUGGUCAAUUUAGAGCUUUGCCGUGGCUACCCACUGCCUUUUGACCCAGAUGACCCCAACACCAGCCUGGUUACCUCAGUGGCCAUUCUGGAAAACAAAGACCCCAUCAUUGUAAAUGGCCAGGAGCACCCCAACAGCUACGACUCGCCUUCCAGCCACGGGAGUCAGAACAACAACAACGGCACGAUUAACGGCGGGGCACCCAACGGCCUCCCUCGACCCCACAGCCCCUCAGCGGAGGGGGCGUCUGAUACCUCUUCCCAGCAUGGCUACCCCAGCGACUCGGUCACCCUGGCUUCAUCUAUCGCAACACAACCAGAACUCAUCACUGUACACAUGGAGAAAGGAGACAAGGGCUUCGGGUUCACCAUCGCCGACAGUCCCGGAGGAGGAGGGCAGCGGGUGAAGCAGAUUGUGGAUUACCCACGCUGCCGCGGCCUCAAGGAGGGCGACAUCAUCAUGGAGGUGAACAAGAGAAACGUGCAGAGCAUGUCUCACAACCAGGUGGUCGACCUGCUAAGCAAGUGUCCCAAAGGCAGCGAGGUCACCAUGCUGGUGCAGAGAGGGGUGGCACCUGCAAAGAAGAGCCCAAAACUGAAUGAGCUGGCUCCUCCGUACAGAGAUUACGCUAGGAGGCCAUUGUCAAGAAAGGACAGUCAGAACAGCUCCCAGCAUAGCGUUUCAAGCCACAGGAGCGCCCACACAGACUCGCCUGUGCACCCGUCCCUGGCGCCCCCUCUCAACGAGAGCAUCGCUCCCCCGCCCCCCUCUCAGCCCCUGCCAGGCCUGCCGCCCCAGGACUCUCCAGCUGACGGAACAAUCCAGAGAAAACCGGACCCUUUUAAGAUCUGGGCCCAGUCCAGGAGCAUGUAUGAAAGUAGGCUUCCAGACUUCCAGGAGCAGGACAUUUUCCUGUGGAGGAAGGACACAGGCUUCGGCUUCAGGAUCCUCGGAGGCAAUGAGCCAGGAGAGCCGAUAUAUAUCGGCCACAUAGUGAAGUAUGGAGCAGCAGAUGAGGAUGGACGCCUGCGGUCUGGAGAUGAACUGAUAUGUGUGGAUGGCACAGCAGUUGUGGGAAAGUCGCACCAGCUUGUCGUGCAGCUGAUGCAGCAGGCUGCAAAGCAGGGCCAUGUGAACCUCACUGUGCGACGCAAAACCAACUACGCAGUGAAAGCAGAGGGAGAUGUGCCUCCAUCGCCUGCGUCCUCCCAUCACAGCAGUAACCAUGCGCCCAGCCUAACGGAGGAGAUUGGAAAGCGCACCCCGCAGGGCAGCCAGAACUCCCUCAACACAGUCAGCUCCGGCAGCGGCUCCACCUCUGGCAUAGGCAGCGGGGGAGGAGGCGGAGGGGCAGGAGGCAGUGGUAACGCUGUGGUCGCCACUGCAGCUGCCACCACCUCCUCUCAGCCCCCCAUCGCCAACUCCACGGUCUCCUCUGGCCUGCAGCCCUACGACGUAGAGAUCCGACGUGGUGAGAACGAAGGAUUCGGUUUUGUGAUCGUCUCCUCGGUGUCGCGGCCUGAAGCUGGCACCACCUUCGCUGGCAAUGCAUGUGUGGCAAUGCCCCACAAAAUAGGGCGUAUCAUCGAGGGGAGCCCGGCAGACCGCUGCGGGAAGCUGAAAGUUGGCGACCGCAUCCUGGCCGUGAACUCGUGCUCCAUCACCAACAAGUCCCACUCCGACAUCGUCAACCUCAUCAAGGAGGCUGGGAACACUGUCACGCUACGUAUCAUUCCCGGAGAUGAGUCAUCAAACGCCUCUUUGUUGACCAAUGCGGAGAAGAUUGCCACCAUUACCACCACUCACACACCUCAGCAACAGGCUGCACCUGAGGCCAGGAACAACACCAAACCAAAACAGGAAUCAUAUGAAUUCAAAGCCCCUCAAGCACCUCAAGCACCUCCUCCCCAACCCCCCACACAACAAGUCUCACCUCAGGAUUCCGAGUUCUACUCAGUGGACCUGGAGCGAGACAACAAAGGCUUCGGCUUCAGUCUGCGGGGCGGCAGAGAAUACAACAUGGACCUGUAUGUGCUGCGGCUAGCUGAAGACGGGGCAGCUGUCCGCAACGGAAACAUGAGGGUCGGCGAUGAAAUCUUGGAGAUCAACGGCGAGAGCACGAAGGGCAUGAAGCAUGCGCGAGCCAUUGAGCUCAUCAAGAGCGGAGGCCGGCGUGCCCACUUGGUGCUCAAGAGAGGCGACGGCUCGGUGCCUGAAUAUGACGGCAUCAACGACAACAUCUCAGCCAUCGCAGCCACAGGGUUACAAAACGCUGCGGAAGUAAGUGACCUGCCAACAACCAACGCACCAUCAGAAUCAAGUUUCCCACCAGAACCAAACCAGUCAUCCCAAAGCGAGAAGGAGCCGAGCCGCCACGCUACUGGUACCGGCAAGCACCACCAUUCCAAUCAUCGCCAUCGCUCCCCCAACAAGAAAAACAGCAAAGGAAAACACAAGGGGAAGAAGUCAUCAGGCGGUAAAAUCAAACUGUUCAAAAAGAAGGAUGACAAGGGAAGUGACAACCAACCCCGUUCCAGGGGCCGCCACCGUAGCCGCCAUCGUUCUCCAGAGAAGGGGCGGUCACGCAGCGCAGAAAACACACUGGAAAGCCGUCACAGGGGACAUCGACACGGGCGUUCACCAGACAGACAACAUCGUCACCAUUCCCCUAAUCGUCGCCACCGCUCUCCUUAUCGCUCUCCUUAUCGCUCCCCUUACCGCUCCCCUUACCGUUCGCCACACCGCCACAGGUCCCCCCAUCGUUCUCGGCACUACUCCCCAAGACGCCAUGCCCACUCCUCGGACCCCUACCGUCGCUAUGCUUCUCCUCCGAGACAGAGCCGCAGCAACGAGAAGCCCUCAGUGGAUGACGCCGUUUUGAAGGAGCCGCCAACGUCUUCAGUGCCCAGAGUCCCUGUGGACGACAGCAUCCUCCGUGAGCUGCCAGCCCUGGACCGCCUGAACCGGGAAGCCACACUCCCUCCACUGCGCAGAGAGGAUCGCCUGUUUGCAGAUGACAGCCUGCUGUUGAAAGCGUCCUCCAUGGAGAAAGCCUACAGGGGGGACAGCUUGCUGAGGGACGUGGCGUCGGGCAGUUCGAGGAACGCCUACGGAGACAUCACCUUGCCCAGAGUGCGUACCCCCGACUCAGAUUCCGCCUACAAGAGAUACAGCUCGCUGCUGAGGGGACGCUCACCUGACAGGAGGGACGGGCUCUUCGCCAGACGAGGAAGCUCCCCCGAGCCGCAGUACCGAACCCGCAGCCUGGGGAGAGACAUCUCCCCAAUCAGGAGCGACACAAGGGGAGACUCGGAGGACGAAGAGGACGAUGACAACUUUGUAGCAGCGAAGGUGAGGGAGUACUACAGCACGCUUCAGACCAACACCAGUCGCUCAUCCAAGGCCACACUCCCCGAGCCCAAGAAGACCCACAAGACAAACCCCAAAGACCUGAGCAUCUGAUUGGACGCUGUUAGACAAUAACAGCACCUAACCACAAUACACCUCAAACACUUACUUUUAAUACCAUUUGGUUCAACAGAAAUGCAUCCAAUUAUGAACUAACAAAUACAUACACACACCAGACAACACUAACUUAAAUGCUUUCAGAAACUGAAAUACUUACACACACACACACACACACACACAUACUAAACACACACAUGCACAUUAUGUAACAUGUUACUAACAAGACAGUGAUUCUAAAAUUACUUUUGGGAGCUGUUUUUUUUUCCUUUUUUUAAAUUCUUUUCCUUUUUCUUGUUUUUGGUUUAGCAUUCUACAUUUACAGUAAAUAACAAAGUUUUCCAGAAAAUGUAAAACCAUAAAAAACAAUGAUGUGCCUAACAGUUCCAUUAACAACAACAAUUUGAUUUCCAUUUGAUACCUGACGAGCAUUUUGUGCUGCAGUCGUUGUCAGAUGAUGAAUGGAUGUACUUUUCCACAAGGAACCCAUGGGAGUACUGCGCACCCAGAUCACUGUAACGGGUGCUCACAAUGAUGCUGUGCAUGUCUUUACCGGUUUCAAUGUCUCUCUCUCUAUCUCUCUCUCUCUCGCUCUUGCUCUCUCUCACUCACUCUCUCUCCCCAGUGCCACUGUUUUUUAGACAUUUGACCAGACUAUAGCACAAGCCUGCAUUUGUUUGUAUAUUUUUGACAGUUUGCAGUAUGUGUACAUUCAGAGGUGAUCAUUUUAAAUGAAGGAAGGGGAAAUUAAAAGUUAAACUAUGAUGAUGAUGUUAAAAUAAAAUAAUAUAUUCAACA